Molecule: messenger RNA, 1338 nt
Organism: Clavispora lusitaniae ATCC 42720
Lineage: Eukaryota; Fungi; Ascomycota; Pichiomycetes; Serinales; Metschnikowiaceae
Product: NEDD8-activating protein
Biological process (GO): protein neddylation
Cellular component (GO): nucleus; cytoplasm
Molecular function (GO): NEDD8 activating enzyme activity
Source: RefSeq, a predicted model, not a curated record
AUGAUUCGCUCUAGUAUAAACCCCACAUACUCCACUAUGGUCCAACUGUUGACAUCCAUAUGGCCACUUCUCCAAGUUACGGGCCCUUUCAAUGAAGUUCCAGAAGAAUACUCAUUUGCAGACGCUUGUGAAGCUCUAACGCAUGCGAAGGUUCUAGUCGUGGGAGCCGGAGGCCUUGGCUCGGAAAUACUAAAGAACUUGGCUCUUACAGGCUUUAAACAUAUUGAAGUUAUCGACAUGGACACAGUCGACGUUUCUAACCUUAAUCGACAGUUUCUCUUUCGGGACAAAGAUGUCGGAAGGCCGAAAUCAGAGACAGCAGCGAAGUAUGUUCUCAAUCGCAUGAACGAUCCAACAUUACGCAUCAUUCCACAUUUCUGUAAGAUUCAAGACCAACCCGCCGAAUUCUACAAGCAGUUCACAGUGGUUGUUUGUGGGUUGGACAACAUCGAAGCACGUAGGUGGAUUAAUGCCUUACUAGUGGGGUUUGUGGGUCCCGACCUCAGUAACCUAAUUCCAUUAAUCGAUGGGGGUACAGAAGGUUUCCGGGGCCAGUCAAGGGUUAUCUUGCCCACGUUAACUUCAUGUUUUGAAUGCUCCUUGGAUAUGAUAUCACCAAAAACGACCUAUCCCGUAUGCACAAUAGCAAACACUCCUCGGCUUCCAGAACACUGUAUUGAGUGGGCAUCUCAGUUGGAAUGGCCCCGAAGAUUUCCAGGUCGAAAAUUUGAUGCUGAUAAAGAUGAUGACGUUGAUUUGAUGUACCAACUAUCUUUGGCGCGUGCCACUGAGUUUGGGAUCGAGAAUGUUACUCGGAGCCUAACAUUGGGCGUUGUUAAGAACAUCAUUCCCGCCAUUGCAUCGACGAAUGCAAUUGUUGCGGCUUCAUGUUGUAAUGAAGCAUUCAAAGUUGUGACAAGCUGUAACCCAGCUCUUUCGACCUACAUGAUGUAUUCUGGAGAUGACUCCAUUUUCACGUAUACAUUUUCGCACACUCGAAACACGAAUUGCAGUGUAUGUUCUACUGGAGUCAAGAGAAUGAGAGCUAAGCGAUGGUGGACUGUUGCUAGAUUUUUGGAAGAGCUAGCGACGAAACAAGACAUCUUGGCGAAAGCUCCCUCCGUCAGCAGUGCUCGCGUCUCGUUGUACAUGAGACAACCUGCUUUUCUAGAAACACAGACACGGGAGAAUUUACUGAAAAAACUCAGUGAAUUAGUUCAAGUGGGAGAAGAGUUGGUGGUAACAGAUCCAAGUCUUCCUGUACCCAUUCGGUUAGUCUUGGAUCUGUUUGAAGGAUCAGAACAAGAACCUCUAGAUCUUGGCUCCCUCCUACAGUAG